CCAAGAUCGCGCCUCUCAUCAUCACCCUCGGCCCUACGGUUUCAAAUCUCUCCUUACCGUCGCUCCGCACACAUCAUAACUUGGAGCUAGACGAGAAGCCCGUAUUUUUAAUAAUAUAGCUCUUGCUAAACCUGGCGAUGAAUGGAGGUAGAAGGCCGCCUCCGAAGCCGGCUGCUGGCUUCCCAACGAUCUAGGGUCAGUCACGGAGAGGGCGAUGGCUUCCCUACAAUCGUUGAAAGACGACCCGUUGGACGGUUGUCCCGAAGUUGCAAGGGUGACAGAUCGCGCUCGCAAAGUUUCAUGGCGUAUUGGAAAUGGUUUUCCUCCAGUUGGGAUGCUUGCGCAGUUCAUUUUACUGACCCGUUGUCUAUGUAGGUACGCUUCCGAAGUUCUUAAGAUAAACCCAGACAGCGUUUGGCUAGAUUUGUGCCGCAACAGCGACGAGGCAAAGGACUACUGCCGAGUAUUCCUCCGUAGCUAUGUUGUAGAGUCGGUACGACCAUUCCCGAUCCUCGGAUCACAAGAAUACGAAUUGAGACGUACCAUGACUACGGCAUCCGCUGUGUUGCAACGCUGGAGGGACAUUACUGCUGAAGCAGACCGCACUGUGCUCUUAGAGAAGAGACGUAAAGAGAAGAGAUGUGAAGAGAAAGGGCCUCUGUGGCGGCUGAAGUUCGUAGAUCAUGCAAACAAGAGGGGCCAGGGACCUAUCUACGAGAUCUCUAACUGGAUCUUUAAGCACCUCGCAAAAGAGUUUGAUCUUGCGACUACUCUAACCUUCGACAAGGUUGAGGUGACUGAUGAGGACAUUGCCGUCCUCCUGACCACGCUGUGGGAGCGUGCAGCCGAUGUACCCUGCAAGCCCCGCGUCCGUGUUUCCAUUCACGGUAUUUUCUUGCUAGCCGGCAUUGGUGGUUUUAGAAAAUCAACUAUAUUACGCGUUGCCUAUAAAGACGUCGCUCUUGUCGUCGUACGGGACCCAGACGACUCAUCGAAGACAAUGCUUAUCGUUAGGCCCACAAUUCCAAAGAACAAGCAAAAGCGGGCCUCUAUGGAGGCCUCUAGGGCGGAAAAGAUAUCCUUUUCUCUGACUCUCGUUCCGUAUCCGCUCAUUUGCCUCGCUAGCCUUGUCGGUGCAUUUGCGGUUAAGGACAAUGCAUUUAAGACUGGCUUUCGGUCCGUCGAAGCGCUACUCUAUCAACUGAAUCUUGAGGAUGUAGACUUCGUGCCAUUGCAAUGGAAAGAAGAGAUGCUCGACCGCCCCAUCUUCGAAGUUGACCAUAACACACUUCACGAUCUGUGGCAUCGAUUAUGGCUCGUCAGUGGUUCCCGGGGGGAUCCGCGCUUCCACGCGAUGCGGGUGGCGCUGGAGGCGCACUUGAUGGUAAGCCAGAACGACACUGAAUGCAUACAACAUGAAAGCGCCCUCUAGCCCCUUUUCUCCUCCCACCUCUCCCUCGGUUCUAAGGAGCCCCGAGGUUGCUGAAGUUCGUUCUUGUCCUCGAUAGGCUCUCUCACCCCUGCCGUGCGCAACUAUGUCCUAUCCAAC
Messenger RNA from Lindgomyces ingoldianus, 1549 nucleotides. RefSeq lists its product as uncharacterized. The coding region runs from base 215 to 1432 and encodes 405 amino acids. The record is from RefSeq and is a predicted model, not a curated record. The transcript has 3 exons. NCBI's taxonomy places the organism in Eukaryota, Fungi, Ascomycota, Dothideomycetes, Pleosporales, Lindgomycetaceae.